UUCUUGUCGAGUUGCCAAUGUUUUCACUGUAUCCUGUAUCUUGUUGCAAAGGGAGUACAGAGACGUAUACGUUGCUUAGAUUCACGUGGGCACUACUGCAGCGCUUCCUUGUGAAUAAAAGGAAAAAGAGAAAGUACUUUGAUUUUUGUUGAUUGCAACUGUGGCCCACAUGUCUGAUUUGCUUUAUCGUUUACUCAGGUCCCCGAGCCUUAGAUCCCAUCUUUUGGAACGUCCUAGUAUCUUCCAUUGUGUGACAGACAGUCUAGUCUGUCGUUGCUGAGUUGUGACUUAAUAUUUGUUAAGUAGGAUCACACUGUCUGAUGAUCUGCUUAUCCAGUUUGCUGCUUCGUCAUGUGUCAUUGAUAUAAUCUAUCUUGCCGAACAACGUGUUUUGAUUAUUUGGUCUCUGAUCAUCUUGACAUUGUAUUGUAUUUGCUGAAGGCUUUGGGUGUGAAUAUGCAGUCUGGAGCUGGAGAUUUGAGAUGCUCUAUGCAAGUUGAGGGCACUUGUAGGCGAAGUAAUAAUGUAAAGGAUAAUGAUGUUCUCUCUUGUAAUACCGUAUCCGAGAAGGAAGUGGAGCUUAAAAGAUCUGAUAGAAGAACAUCGAACGGAACCAUUGUCAAUGGUGCAGGGGAUGACUGUUUUAGCAACCUCGCAGGUGCAUCGAGUACCUCAAAUGCUGAGGUGCACCAGCAGGAUUCAGAGCUAGAACUGUACAAAGAGGGCCGGACAGAGCAAGUUGGUGCAGAUAUGAAGAGGCGAGCAUAUACGUGGUGUAAAGAGUUUUUGUCCGGAUCUUGGCGACUUAUUACAGAGCAAGAGUUUCAGAUUAGUAUUGUUAGUGGUGGCCUCAGUAACCUGCUCUUUUUGUGCUGUCUGCCAGACCAUGUCCUUAGUGUUGGAGAUGAGCCACGCCAGGUAUUGCUUCGUGUUUAUGGGGCCAUCCUACAGGGAGUUGAUUCACUUGUUCUGGAAAGCGUCAUGUUUGCAAUUUUGGCAGAGCGAACACUGGGACCACGAUUAUAUGGAGUUUUUCCACAGGGCCGCCUGGAGCAGUACAUUCCAAGCCGACGCUUGCUGGCAGAUGAGCUAAGUCUUCCUGACAUUUCUAGUGAGAUUGCAGUGAAGAUGUCUCGAUUCCAUGGCAUGGUCAUGCCUUUCAACAAAGAGCCCAAAUGGUUGUUUGAGACCAUAGAAAGGUACAUGAGUCAGAUUUCCAGCAUCUCAUUUUCUGAUGAGUCCCACAUACGGAAAUUUAAGAGGCUAAUGAGUUUCAACUUGAUGAGUGAAAUGAACAGUCUCAGAGCACUUCUUGAAUCAACACAUUCUUCUGUGGUUUUCUGUCACAAUGACAUUCAGGAAGGUAACAUCUUAUUGCUGACUGAAAAAGAAAAUAGCCCUACAGACAAGUUGAUGUUGAUUGACUUUGAAUAUAGCAGUUACAAUUACAGAGGUUUUGAUAUUGGGAACCAUUUCUGUGAGUGGAUGUAUGAUUACACAUAUAACCAGUGGCCAUUUUUCAAAGCUGACUUGAAAAAGUACCCUAAUAAACAACAACAGCUCCAUUUCAUUCGACACUACCUGUCUGAAUAUUCUGGAAAUAAGCGUGAUACGACACAUGAGGAGCAGUGCAGAAUCGAGGAGGAAAUGUUGAUAGAAAGCAACAGGUUUGCGUUGGCAUCUCACUUUCUCUGGGGACUCUGGUCAAUCCUACAGGCAAAAAUGUCCACAAUCGAAUUUGGCUAUCUGAAUUAUGCGUUGUGUCGAUUUGAAGCUUACUUUAAACAGAAAAAUCAAUUUGCUUAACUCCUCGUCCCUGAAUUUUACAUGGAGUGGCAUUUAUGAAGCACAUCAUCAUCGUCAUUGCAGUGCUUUCGUUUCAGGCAUUCUUUCCUCUAGGUGUAUCCUCCAAAAAAUUAGUGGAGCACUGUAUUAUUUAUUUGUUUUCAAAAAUUGAUUUAAUACCAUUGUCUUCAGUAUCUGCAGUUGCCAACUGCCAACGAGGAAUUCUAAAACUUUGUCUUAGUAAGGGUAUAAGAGCUUUUCAGAAGAACUUUUGGUAUUGUUUCGUGGCGCUGAGAACAUUGUAAAGGAUAGUAUGGUGUUAGUUGAAAAGCUUAUCGUUUGCUGUUGGCAUUAACCUACAGGUAAGCAGAGCGGUAGUCUGCCAUACAACAGAUUCAGGAAGAGCAGGUCUGGUGGAGUCUAAUGGCUGAUAUUAUAGUCAGUAGUCGGUCUGAGUACUCUGUACCUGAACUAAAUUUAAAAUGUUCUUUACUAACACAAAGCUCAACUCUGAGCAUGCCACUUAAGCACCCCCUGCACUUUAGUUAACGUGCCUUGGAAGGGAGGGAGGAACAGUUUUUUAAACUGGAGGAAAUGGUACAGAAGAGAAUAGGUAAGACUGUAGCUUUGUUAAAAAAUAGAUAUGUACCUGAUCAACUGUUAGAGCUGCUUUGAGACAAAUUAGAUGUAGUGAUGUUUGCAUUUGAUAAGAUUAGCUAAUUAGUGCAAAUUUUUUUAGAUUUUUAGCUGAACUCCUGCAUGGUGUUUCCCAUCACAGAACUUUACCCAUCUUCAGAAUGAAAAAGUAGAUUUCUUGUACUGAGAGAUUUGCAUACACAUGCUUGUGGAAUACUGAUAGCAGUAACACAAGCCUGGUCUGUAAAGUAACAGGGGAAGUGCACACAUUUUCUCACACAGAAAGUAUUGACCUUAAAGUCAGUGACUGAAAUGUUUUAUUGCUUUACAGGUAAGAACUGUGUAUAUGUAUUUUAGCUGUUGUGUAAUUCCAUUUGUUUUGCACACAUAAAAAGAUACCAAAUUAUCAUCAGAGCAUAGAGGUGUAGCUAGGUAUUCUAGCAUCCCCCCAACUCUAAGUUGAGGAAAGGAGAGGGGGGGAGCUGUUUUUGCCUUUAAAGUUGUAGUUAAUUCCAAACCCAGAUAAAACUUUUUUUUUGCCUUUUAAACUUUAGCAAACUGCUUGCUGCUACAGUUUAUGCUACCCACUCUAAGUUAAACACUUCGGUCAUGACUGCAUAUGCAUUAUUGACAUUUGAAUGCCAGUAAUUCACUGUACUGAGGACUGUUCAACAUCUGCCGAUCACACCCUGUAGCACUUUGCACCUGGGUCAGCUGCUGCCUUCAUCCCACCUGAUUACAUGACUGUCAGAACAGAUUUGGUUAUGAGUAUAUAAAUGUGUGUGUGCAUAAGAGAGAGAUAGAGAAGGGAAGAUGCACUUCUGGACAGUGAAACUUUCAGUAGUAUCUCUGCAUCACAUUCUGACCUUGUGAACCCACAGGAACUAAAGAAGUGAAUGAGCUUCCAUGCUCAGACUAUAAACUUUAAUGCACCUAGUUAUGUAUUCCUUUUGUUUUGUGCUUUGGAAAAUGUGUUUUUGAUCCAUGAAGCAGACUUCAUAGGCCAUAUGCAACUGUAUCUUAGCAGUGGUGUCAGUGCAGGUGUGUCUGUGUGUGUGUGUGCGCGUGCGCGCAUGCGCAAUAUUAUAUAUAUAUAUAUAUAUAUAUAUAUAUAUAUAUAUAUAUAUAUAUAUAUAUAUACACACACACACAGAUAGAUUGAUAUAUGGGUCUGUGUCAUAGAACUGAAACUCAUGAGGUCGAACCCAUAUCACUGAAAACUCAUAACACUGAAAACAUUCUCUGCAAGAAAUAUAUUCUAAAAACAAGUUUUUGCAGGGGGUCAAGUCCCACACUCCCCUUAAUUAUAUAUACUUACUCUAAGAUCACACAACCUGGAGAAAAUAAAAAAAAAACACCACACACAGUGAAUCAGUGCUUAAGAGAAAAUAUGUCUAUCUACAGAUCUGGGGGUACAACAUGAUGCUGAACUUCGCAAUUCACAUACACUGUACAUGAUGACUCCCAUGAUAAGAAAUUACACCAUCUUAUACAUUCAGCACAGUUCUAUACAGUUUUACACACUUCAGUGUUAUGAGUUUUCAGUGAAGUGGGUUUGACUUUUUAGAUUAAUGUUAUGAUAGGGACCUACAUAUAUAGUUAUAUGUGAAAGAAACAAAAAUACCCUAUCGAAUGCACUUUCACCAAAAAACAAUUGAAAAAAAAACACUCACACACACAAAAAAUAACUGUUUUAUCAAGGGGGAAAGCCCCCCAUCCCCCACACAUUCUGCUAAUUAAAUGUACAAACUUCAAGAAUAUACGACAGUGGAGAAGGUACACAUUUCCUGCUAUUAGGCAAUGUGCAGUCUCACUUCGUCCCCCACACCUCCUGCUAUUUAAAUAUUCCAACUCUGAGAUCACACAGCAGUGGAGAAAGUAAAUGCAUAUAACAGCCUACUAAGGUGGGAAUUUGCUGGAAGCUUUUGACAAGCCUGACAUUCAGUUCAAAAAGCACUAAGGAAAACUAUUCAACCAAAUUAGUGGUUGAUGAAAAAUACAUGGUAAAUAUUGAUAUUCAUACGUGCACACUUAUACAAACAUGUACCAGUUCAUUCUUUUCUGUUUUAUCCCUUCUAUUACAGUUUGACGAAA
Molecule: messenger RNA, 4515 nt
Organism: Protopterus annectens (West African lungfish)
Lineage: Eukaryota; Metazoa; Chordata; Ceratodontiformes; Protopteridae
Product: choline/ethanolamine kinase-like
Exons: 11
Coding region: 457-1806 (449 amino acids)
Biological process (GO): phosphatidylethanolamine biosynthetic process; CDP-choline pathway
Cellular component (GO): cytoplasm
Molecular function (GO): choline kinase activity; ethanolamine kinase activity
Source: RefSeq, a predicted model, not a curated record